AUGGAGGACCGACAAGCAGGGCUGUCGCGCACGCUGCCCAAAAACUUCACCUUUCCGUCGAGCGCAGACGAGCCCAGAACCCCCAAGCGCGCUUCUAUUCAUCUCGACGUCCCUCCCCCACCACCUCGCGCGGCCAGUUGUCAUUCGCGCCGAUUUCGCCCUCGCUCAGGGACCGACGUCUCUGCGCAGGUACACUCUGAUCCCGUUUCAUGGAAUCAAAACCACUCCGAUAUCCCCCUCCCAUCAAUCGAAAUUCCUCCACCGUCAUCACCACCGUCCGAUGCAGCCGUGGCACCAUCGAGCGCCGCUUCGGGAUCCACCAACAACGAUCGCUUCUUAGCGCCUCCCCGGGGCCGCACGGCCCUGAAAACGCCCCCAGCCCAGAUUCGUACGACCCCGACAGAACUCAACACCACAGGCGCAUGGUCAGUAUGGGAUAAUCAACAAGCUUCGGGUGAGGCGAUCCAGCGACCCAGUUCGUCCUGUUCUCAUGUUUCGGAUUCCUCCGUCUCUUCUGUUGAAACAUUCGCUUCCCGGCCAUCGGAGGGAAGUUGCACCAGCACUGAAAGCGAACUGCAGGACCCGUUCUUUUACUUGGAGCUCCCGAAGAAACCUGUCUCCCUUCAAUCGCCUCUGUCAUUGCCCGAACAGAAUGUUACGAAGCAACGGCGCACUCGUCAGGUAGCUUCCAAGGACCGCUGGACUGCGGAGAUGGAUGGUCACCUUUGGAACACGUACCAAUUGUACAUCCAGGAUCCCACCAUCACCCCGUUCAAAAUGACGCCUGGCAGUAUUCCGCCGCUGGGCGUCACGCACCGCGUGUCCCGUGAAGCGAAGAGGACCUGGGACCGGAAAACCUUCAGACUUAACCGAGAUAUCCUGAGCCAGUCGCAACGGCGUGACGAUGGCAACAACACGCCCACUCCCAAGGCCAACAGCGACGCAACAAAGCCCGGCUGGCCAAGAUCGGAAGCCUCUACCAGACGACGACUUAAGCUGCUGUGCAGGCGCAAGUUCUCCAUCGCGCCGCACUACCAGCGGUUGAUGAUGUCCAAGAGUCCCGCGCCGUUGGAGGACUCAUCUUCCCGGGAAUCUUCCUGCUUUGAAGGACCUGGCCCUAGCUCUGCCACUUUUGCGACCCGCGAUUUGGGCGUUUCCCUCGUGUCCAGCUCGGUCCCCGGGCCCUUGUCGCAACUCACGGCCGAAGACCGGCCUCAGGAUGCUCCUGUCGACUUCAAUAAUCCAUUUGGCAGUCCUAAGAAGCCGGAGUUAGCAAUAACAGCACCAGAAGACUCCGUUGCAAAGAGAGCCCUUGGCCUCGACAGACCCGUUGCUCCGCGCCUUGGAUCACCGUUCACCUACCAUACCUGGGGUCCGGAAAACAGCUCUUUCAAACGGAAAGCCCAUCGCCAUAACCCGAUGGGCCGGCGAGAGACGAUUCAUGUGACGACAGGCUUCCGAUUGCGAUCGCCACCACGGAUGGAUCUGUUCUCAAAUAUAAAGAAUGCCCCGCAAGCCCAGGACCCGUCGCACGCCAGUAAACCCGACGAGUACCCCCAUCUGGAAGAAUUCGCGCGCCAGGGCAAACUGAACGAUCCUGGAAACCGUCGCGUGCGGAUUCGCAACCGUGGUGCGACCACCAGCUCUGUGAAUCCGAGGGCACUCUAUCAACUCUUCUCCCCGCCAUCUUCGUCGUCGAAAGAUGAGACAAUGCCACGGGAGAGACCUGCGUCAGGCCAUCGUCGGAACCUCAGCGGUGACAGUAUCAAACGCUUGGGAUCGCCCUUUAAGCUGGAGGGAAUACGCCAUCGCCAUUCCUCAUCGGGCAGAAUCGUUCGACAUAUGCCGCCUUCAUCGGAUCCGUUCGGCCCUUCUCAGAUGCCACACUUGAAGCCAUCUCAGUCUGAGGGUAUGCUUCCCUACGAUGCCACGGAGCCGGGUCUUUCUGAUGCAGAGCGGAUUCGACGGCAAAUAUUGAACAUGCAGCAUUCGCGAAGAUAA
Aspergillus ruber CBS 135680 is the source of this 2001-nucleotide messenger RNA. RefSeq lists its product as uncharacterized. The record is from RefSeq and is a predicted model, not a curated record. The coding region runs from base 1 to 2001 and encodes 666 amino acids. The transcript has a single exon. Lineage: Eukaryota; Fungi; Ascomycota; Eurotiomycetes; Eurotiales; Aspergillaceae.